AUGGCCCCACUACCCCCCACCUAUCAGGACCCCAAGCUCGCAAAGCUCCCCUGGAUGGUCUCCAGCGGUGUAGCCUUCGUCAUUAUCUUUGGCACACUAGCCAUCAUCAGCUGUAUCUUGUGCGUAAGCUACUGGUACUACGUCAAAUGCAAGAAUUGGGAUGCCUUCCAUAAAAAGCUCAGCAAGCAGUGGCGGAACGUCAAAUUGUGGUUCUGCUGCCAGUAUGUUAGACAUCCGAAGCACCCGGAAAACGAUUGUCAUCUGUUCACCGGACCCGACAGGCUUUCCGGCAGACCAAAUUGGAGCCUUGCAAACCCCUCAGGAAAUGCUCCUGGUGAGAACGAGAAUCGAGAGGCGUUGAGGAGGGCGGGACUUGUUGUUUGA
Messenger RNA from Morchella importuna, 384 nucleotides. RefSeq lists its product as uncharacterized. The record is from RefSeq and is a predicted model, not a curated record. NCBI's taxonomy places the organism in Eukaryota, Fungi, Ascomycota, Pezizomycetes, Pezizales, Morchellaceae. The transcript has 2 exons. Bases 1 to 384 code for a protein of 127 amino acids.